AUGAAAACUGAACCAGAAGGAGCGGCCGAGGGCGUCCCUAAGAGACUUCCCGCGCCCCAACCCCACCCUGUUCCCCGGGUUACUGGCGUUCGUCGCCACGGCACGGAAAGCCUCCGCCGGUGCGCGGCCGCUCCGGGCCCACCUGGGUGGGAGAGGAGGCCGGGGCUCCUAACACUCCAGCGGCGCCCAGGCCUCUCGAGCGCGGCCGCCGCCUCGGCCUCAGGCCUCCGCUCCCACUUACGAGAGGCCGAGGCCCGGCGCGGCCUGACUCCCAAACCAAGCUUGUUACCUUGUGUGGGGUUAGGGACGGGGCGGCGGGAAGGGGUCGGGGCAAACGAUCCCAGUGGUGUUCGUGGCGGCUGGUGCCGCAGCAGGAAAAAUCUCGGCGGCGACAAGGACAACUCCGUCCGAAAAGGAAGAAUUGGGUCGGCGGUGAGGGGGAAGGGUGGAAAGCCGGACGCUGGAAAAGGAAGACUUAAGAGUGGCCACGGUCCCUACGGUCUCUUCUCAGCUGGCUCUAGAUUAAAGAUGAAUCUUCAUGUCCGAGGAGCUUGCCAGUCUUGCGGAGCACUGGGGAACUCAGCAGUGCCUGAGACCAGCGGCCGCCCUGAGCUAAACACGGCUGCACAGGGCCCUCUGGCCAAGUCAGCUCACCUCACCUCCUCUCAUCUCAUCUCAUCUAAGUCAGAAGUCAGCAUCCCACCCUUGACUCUGCUUUUAGAGAGAGUGGGGUGACUCUGGAGACAGGUGAGAUCCAUCAGGCAAGUAAGAGGGGGCCACAAAGGACAAGGGUAGAGAGCAGGUAAUCUGACAGCCUCAGGGAGAAAACAGGAAAGAGGGGCUCUCUUGGCUCCUUCUCUGGCUCUGUGGCCAAGCAGUUCUCGGCUCCCUCCUCCACACUCUUUGUUUCCAGGCAACUUGUUCCUCUACAGUCAAGUACCCAAAACCAUACUGACCCUCAGAUUUUGCUUUGUUUGACCAGUAACAGGUUUUAACAUAUUUUAAAUUUAAAUGCCUUAAAAGAACUCCUUUAGUUUUCUACAGUCCCCACCACUCCCUAUUGCUUUUCACUGGCCUGCUCCAUUACACUUUAUCUGACUCUGACCAUCAGCUGCUGGGUUGUCUAUUAACCUUUCACUUUCAUCACCUUAAUUCUCUCCCUUUCUCUCUGAAGUAAACAGCCUCAGGGAAUGACUCUUGGUCUUGAGUGGGUGCCCCUUUGCAUGCCUCCACCACUUCACUGGGCUCUCCUGGACCCCACUCUCCGUGUCUACUUUUCAUGUUCUCAAACAAGCUAUCCCCCUCAGAGUCCACACACAUUCUGGCCCCUCUUCCUCCCAUGCCCUCCAUCUCCUCCAAAUUGAUUCAUACUCAGCUGUCAGAGCUCAAAUGUCACUUCUUCGAGAAAGCCCUUCCUGCCUGCCUCAGACUAGCCUGGAUCCCAUCACACGCUCAGAACACCCUGCCUAUCUGCUUCAUAGCAUUUACUUCGACUGUCUUGCAAUAAUUACCAGUGCAAUUAACUAUUAAUUGCUGUCUGCCUUCCUCCCUGUCCUCCACCUCCUGACCUCCACCAUCUCCCAAACUUGAGCUCAGGGGGGGAAAGUUACUCUGUUUGCCUUGUUUAUAUCUCUACCUCCAGCUAGUGGAGCAAUCUGAGCGCUCAUUACAUUUUGAAGAGUGAGUGAGUAAAUAAGUGAAAGGGUGUCAUCAGGCUGAGAUGGCAAGGAGGGGAAUUUCAGGAGAAAGACGGCAUGAACGAGGGGUAAGGCAGUAGAGUGUGGGGCAUAUGAUGGCACCAUGCAGAGUCCGUCAUUCUUUAAUUGCGGCCCCCAUGCAUAAACCGCACUCCCCGAAGGCGCCUCAGUGAGCGGGAGGCUUCAUGCCACCAUUCUUUCCCUCACCACUGUGCCCACUGUGUGCAGGGGGAAGAGGGUUUCCCAGCUGGUACGGGCCCUUAUGCCUGUCCCCAGCAAGGCCCCUUUUGCACUCCCUCUGGCAAGCUCUCCUCUCCUUCACCAGCCUGUUUAAGCUCCUUACUCGACUCCCUUUUGAAAUGAAGGCCAUUUAGUGAGAUCUUCCUCCAUUUCUCUUUUCUCCAUCCCAACUCUGGCCCUUGGCAGCACUUACAUUUAGUUGUGUAAGAAGGGCAAUCUUCCCAGGACAAAUUUUUCUAAAUGUUCGUGGUUUUGUCUGAAUUGUUUUGUUUGAAGUUUAAAUAGAUCCAUUGAUUUUUCUGACCCAUUCAGGAACUUGUUAUUUUAAAUAAAAGAGGGAUGUGCUAA
This is a messenger RNA of Manis pentadactyla (Chinese pangolin), 2285 nucleotides long. RefSeq lists its product as uncharacterized. Bases 1 to 735 code for a protein of 244 amino acids. The record is from RefSeq and is a predicted model, not a curated record. NCBI's taxonomy places the organism in Eukaryota, Metazoa, Chordata, Mammalia, Pholidota, Manidae. The transcript is spliced from 4 exons.